Messenger RNA from Bufo gargarizans (Asiatic toad), 10665 nucleotides. RefSeq names its product protocadherin 7 (gene PCDH7). The transcript is spliced from 3 exons. Lineage: Eukaryota; Metazoa; Chordata; Amphibia; Anura; Bufonidae. The record is from RefSeq and is a predicted model, not a curated record. Gene Ontology annotation, cellular component: plasma membrane. Gene Ontology annotation, molecular function: calcium ion binding. Gene Ontology annotation, biological process: homophilic cell-cell adhesion. The coding region runs from base 860 to 3967 and encodes 1035 amino acids.
UGCUCGGAGCUGUCUGCUCCAGCUCUACUACACCUGGCAGUAGCAGUAAGGAGUGAGUGCAGUGCUGGUCUGCUCCUGCCUUCCUCCCAUGUAUGACUGCUAUCAGUGCUGCGUCAGGAGUGACUCCCAGCUCGCAGGCACUUUGGAGAAACUUACUGCUCCCCCUCCCUGCGCUGACCGCGCUGCCGGUCUCCUAGUCUCCGGCUGACCGCACACUGCCGCUCCGUGCCGCCUCCGGGGAUGGGGACAGCACCCGACACCUGCGGCCGCCCAGCGUCGCAUCCCCGGGAAUGAAAGCGAUCAUCGCCCCGCAGACAGACUCGCUCCUCACCUCUGAACUGCAGGAUCAAGUUCAGCUCUGGUUACCUGCAUUGGGACAAGAAGGAGAAGAGGAGGAAGAAGAAGGGGGAGGAGAGUAAGGGGAGGGGAGAGACUCUGCAAUAUCAUUUGUGAAUCGUUCACAGGGCUGCAGAUACAUAUUGCUAACACAUGCAGAGCAAAUGCAGGUAGCCCAGCACCAACUGCGGCUCCACCACUAACUCCACCAUCUGCACCAGCUUCCAUCCGAGAACUUUGCCGGAUCACAUCGGGAUUUUACUGCCAGGAUUUCUGCUUGUGUUGUUCCUGACAUCAUUCCUUCAUUCAAGCAUCCAGCCUAUGGUGGAAUACUACAAAACUGUGCUGGGGUCUGGAGCAGGAGGCACCAGCUGAGAUCUUCCAGGUUCCUCCUCACCAGCUUCUCCCAUUGAAAGUGCCCUGGACUGGAGGAGCAGAGCGCUAUGAGAGGGUAACUCUGUGCCGGGGACAAGUCGGCUUGGUGGGAUCUCAGCAGCUUUGGCAGACCAGCAGCUCUGGAGACAUGAGGACUGUGUGGGGCUGCUGCCUGUUCUUGCUCAGGGUUGCUCUCACCCUGGCAGCCUCCAAGCAGCUGUUAAAGUACCGGCUGGCGGAGGAAGGACAGCCAGACAUCAGGAUCGGGAAUGUGGCUUCAGACAUCGGCAUUGUCACCGGCUCCGGGGAGGUGACCUUCAGCCUGGAAUCCGGCUCCGACUACUUCAAGAUCGACAACAUGACCGGGGAGCUGAGCACCACCGAGCGCCGGAUAGACCGGGAGAAGCUGCCGCAGUGCCAGAUGAUCUUCGAUGAGAACGAGUGCUUCAUAGACUUCGAGGUGUCGGUGAUCGGACCUUCUCAGAGCUGGGUGGAGUUGUUUGAGGGUCGGGUGGUCAUCCUGGACAUUAACGAUAACACGCCGACCUUCCCUUCCCCGGUGCUCACCCUGACCGUGGAGGAGAACCGGCCGGUGGGGACCCUCUACCUGCUGCCCACCGCCACCGACAGGGACUUUGGCCGCAAUGGGAUCGAGCGCUAUGAGUUGAUCCAGGACGCCGGGGAGAGUUUGUUCGUGUCCGGCAGACGAUCUGGUGGCCGGCUGGAGACUGGGGAGAGCGCCCUCUACCCGGGGAAAAGACGGAUGGAGACGGACAGCAGGAGCAGCGUGUUCGAACUGCAGGUAGCGGACACGUCUGAUGGGGAGAAGCAGCCUCAGCUGAUCGUCAAGGGGGCUCUGGACCGGGAACAGAGGGACUCCUACGAGCUGACCCUGCGGGUGAGGGACGGGGGAGAGCAGCCGCGGUCCUCACAGUCCAUCCUCAGGGUCCUCAUCACCGAUGUCAACGACAACAGCCCCCGCUUUGAGAAAAGCGUGUACGAAGCGGACCUAGCGGAGAACAGCGCGCCUGGCACCCCCAUCCUGCAGCUGAAAGCCACCGACUACGACGUGGGGGUGAACGGGCAGAUCGAGUACGUCUUCGGUGCGGCCACAGAGUCCGUCAGGAGGCUCCUCAGGCUGGACGAGAACUCGGGCUGGCUGAGCGUCCUGCAUAGGAUAGACCGGGAGGAGGUGAACCAGCUGAGGUUCACAGUCAUGGCCCGAGACCGGGGACAGCCCCCCAAAAGUGACAAGGCCACCGUGGUCCUCAACAUCAAGGAUGAGAACGACAACGUGCCCCUGAUAGACAUCAGGAAGAUCGGUCGCAUCCCAGUCAAGGAUGGCAUGGCUAGUGUGGCUGAAGACGUCCUGGUGGACACCCCCAUAGCUCUAGUCCAGGUGUCUGAUAGGGACCAAGGGGAAAAUGGAGUAGUGACCUGCACUGUGGUGGGAGAUGUCCCCUUCCAGCUCAAGCCAGCCAGUGACAGUGAGGGGGACCAGAACAAGAAGAAGUAUUUCUUGCACACUUCUGCCCCCUUGGACUAUGAGAACAUCAAGGAGUACAAUGUCAUUAUAGUGGCUGUGGACUCUGGGAGCCCCAGUUUGUCCAGUAAUAACUCCCUGCUGGUCAAAGUGGUGGACACUAAUGACAACCCACCGGUGUUCGGCCAACCUGUAGUGGAGGUAGCCUUCCCUGAGAACAAUGUGCCCGGGGAGAGGGUGGCCACUGUCCUGGCCACAGAUGCAGAUAGUGGUAAGAAUGCAGAGAUUGCCUAUUCUUUGGAGCAGUCUGUGGCCGGGGUCUUCUCCAUCCACCCAGACACAGGAGAUAUCACAGCCAAUAUAGUCCUGGACAGGGAGCAGAUGGACAGGUAUGAGUUUAAAGUUGUUGCCAAAGACAAGGGUCUGCCCGCCACUAUGCAGGGCACUGCCACCGUUGUAGUGCAGGUAGCUGACAGGAAUGACAAUGACCCAAAAUUUAUGCAGGAUGUCUUUAAUUUCUAUGUCAAGGAAAACUUACAACCCAACAGCCCAGUUGGGAUGGUGACAGUGAUGGAUGCUGACAAAGGUCGCAAUGCAGAGAUGAGUUUAUUCAUAGAGGAAGAUAAUGGCAUCUUUUCUAUCGAGAACAACACUGGGACCAUCUGUUCCACAAUCUCAUUUGAUAUGGAGCAACAAACCUCAUACACCUUCAAAGUCAAAGCACUGGAUGGCGGGGACCCUCCUAGGUCUGCUACUGCCACAGUGUCACUCUUUGUGAUGGAUGAGAAUGACAAUGCCCCCAUCAUCAACAGUCCCAUCAAUAGUUCUUAUGCAGUUGUCUCCCCGUCCAGCGGUGUCAGGACAGUGGUUUCCACUGUGGUGGCCACUGACACAGACUCAGGUGUCAACGCAGAUCUGAAUUAUAGCAUUGUUGGAGGAAACCCCUUUAAACUCUUUGAAAUCAACCCAGCCAGUGGAGUGAUAUCCCUGGUGGGCAAGCUGGCCUCAAAACACUAUGGUCUACACAGGUUAGUGGUCCAGGUGAAUGACAGUGGUCAACCAUCCCAGUCCACCACUGCUUUAGUCCAUGUGUUCAUCAAUGAGACUGUCUCCAAUGCCUCAGUUGUUGAUUCCCAAAUUGCCAGAAGUUUGCACAUCCCAUUAAGCCAGGAUAUAGCCGGUGAUCCCAGCUAUGAAAUGAGCAAGCAGAGACUUAGCAUAGUGAUUGGUGUGGUGGCUGGGAUCAUGACCGUCAUACUGAUCAUUCUAGUGGUGGUCAUGGCACGUUAUUGUAGGGCCAAAAGUAAAAACGGCUAUGAAGCUGGCAAGAAAGACCACGAGGACUUCUUCACGCCUCAACAGCAUGACAAGUCUAAGAAACCCAAAAAAGACAAGAAAAACAAAAAAACAAAACAGCCAUUGUAUAGCAGCAUAGUGACAGUGGAAGCUUCAAAGCCAAACGGGCAGAGAUAUGACAGUGUCAACGAGAAGCUGUCAGACAGCCCCAGCAUGGGGAGAUACAGAACUGUAAAUGGAGGUCCUGGUAGUCCUGACCUAGCAAGGCAUUACAAAUCUAGUUCUCCACUUCCUACUGUGCAGCUUCAUCCUCAGUCACCUACUGCUGGGAAAAAACACCAGGCUGUGCAAGAUUUACCACCGGCCAACACUUUUGUGGGAGCUGGAGACAACAUCUCAAUUGGAUCAGACCAUUGUUCUGAGUACAGUUGUCAGACCAAUAGCAAGUACAGCAAACAGUCACAUUUUUUGUUUUGAUUUCAUCAUGUGGGCCUUAUCACCUGGAUCAAGUGCAAAAAUUGGUCACUGCACACUCCUCCUGUGAACCUCAGCUGCGAUCUUGAAAAAUAUCUGUCAUAAAGAGCUAGAAAAUGUGAUUGUGGGACAAUUUUGCAUAGAGUCGCUCUAAUAAGUGUGUAUAGAGCGACUCUGCUGGCUAAAAAUUAUGAAAGAAGCUUCAAGUGACGCGCAUCGGAAACACUGGAGAGCCUUGAAAACCAUUUAUAUAUACAUUUAAAGACAUGUAAACUGCUCUUAAAGUAUUAAGUUCAUACUUGCCUUAUUACAAAAAUGAAUUUCACAAAGCAAGACUGUGGAAUACCUAAGGAAUCCAUCGUUUGGUUAAAGUAUGCAUUCAAAAAAAAGGUAUGCUGUAUGUAUAAAUGGUUCUAUUGACCGUUCACUCUUUUUUUUUUUUUUCUUCCCCUGAAUGCUUAUAACUUUUUGUGAUAUCUGAAAUGUACAAUGUUACAAAUGAUUUGUUAAUUGUCAUGUACUUUCCAUGCAACCGUUGGCUAAACCAGGAAACGACGAGGACUUAAGAAGGAGCAUUUUUAUUUUCUUAUAAAAUAAACCAAUAAAAUAUAUUUAUUAUAUAAAGAUGAAUAUUUAUUAUAGAUAUAUAAGAAGAAAAAAAAGAAAAAAAAAAUCUGAGCUUUAAUUUAAAGCUUGAAACUAAUGGUGUUGCUGAAAAUAAAUAAAUGCAUGUCUACACUCCAAACAGAAUUUUUUCAAUUUUUUGUAUUUUUUUUAAAAUAAUAGCAACUUUUUGCUUGGCUUAAACAAGUGAAUGCACUACCGAUAGUCACAUGAUGUAUGAUUAGCUAGAUCAUAUCGGAUAUACCACGGGCAGUCAGUUUGAGCUUUCUUUAUUUUACUUUUUGCUAAGAAUGGUACAGGAGGGGUUGGUGGUCAGUUUUAUAUAGGUUCAAUAUGGUUGGGUGUUACCCAUCUAUAAGUAUUUAUUUUCUGGCAAGAGGAAAAUGUGAAUGUUUAAGUUUUCUUUGAAAUUAAAUGGGUAGCCCAGAAGUGGAUUUUUUCAAUCAGAAUGAGGACCAUACUUGCCCAUAGCAUGUAACUGGUAUUAGACCUCAGGUCCAUUCAUUUGAGUGGAGAUCAGCUGGAUUACAAAAUGUAGCCCAUGAGUUGUGCUCUUUCAGGACCUUUUUUCCAUUCCUGGACAACAACUAGCGCAAUCGCACUAACUAAAUGAGCACGUGAAGAAGUGAGAGUCACACCUUCCUAACUUUAUAGAAAUGGAGCACAGGAAGGAAGGAAAUAAUUCCAUAUCAUAGAUCAUAUAUUAGAAUUUACUAGCCCAGUACAAAGCUUUUACAAGAACAGACUUGGAAUUUCCUCCAAAUAUUCCGUAUGCAUUUCUAAUGCUAAUUGGCCAUGCAGACAAAUGUGUAAGAACAUUUGGCGCGGAGAGUCUGAAAUACUAAGUUAGAGAUGUUGAGUUCAGAGCUUUCUACAGUCUAUAGAAGAUGUCAGAACAAUUCUGCCUUUGUUUUGCAGUAAACAAUCUCAUUUGCAUAUUCCACAUUUCCCGUUUGUGAAUACAAUCUCAUCUUCAGAAUUAGUCAUGGAAGUCUGGUUAAUAUGUACCUGCAAAAUUAUGUAGUGCCUCACAUAUGAAAACCAGUAGGCACUUCUUUCAUUGACUUGGUCCAGCCAUGUGCAUUAAAUAGCUGUUUGCUGCUCCUGGGUUUGGCCAACAGCUAUCAUUCCUGACACCCCUCCCAUCCCCCAAUAAAAUGAAUUAUGCUAUAAAGUGUGCUUUUAUGUCAAUAGGGAGAGGGAACAAAUUGCUUCCGGCGGUGGCUUAAUAAGUAUGAUCAACCAUAUUAAACCAUAUUGCAUAUUGCCUGGUAGAGUUAGUUAUGCUUAUUAAAAUGAUACCCUGCUUAUGCUUCUAGGUAGAAGAACUCCUGACAUUUUCAUUAUUGUGCUAAUUAGCUAUUUGGAGCAUCAAGGGGCUGGUCAGAAGGAUUGGAGCACUGCUAUCCUAACACCCAUCUCCUCGGUGCACACCUUCCUUCCCUCUGUGCUCUCUGCCUUCCACUGUGAUUGACGUGGUUAGACAUCUCAUUUAGCCCUGUAUUACUGCUCCUGCGCCAAGUGACUGGGCGGUUGAGCCCUGUAUCUGAUGCCGCUUCCCAAGCUCGGGAGCGGCUCGUGCAGGAGUGAGAAUACAGGGCUAGAUAAGAUGUCUAGCCCUGUCAAAGGGGGUGGGGGGAGUGCAUAGAGAGAAGUGAAGACUGCACAGAGGAGAUCAAUAUUAGGAUAACAGUGCUCCAAGUCUUCUGGACAGUCCGUUGUUGCUCUGAAGAUAAUGCUCAUAUCUCAGGAUUGCUGCAACCUAGAAACAUACUGUAAGUAAAGUAUUGUUUUGUUCAGCAGUAUCAACCCUAUCAAGCAAUAUGCCAAGCUUAAUAUGGUUGAUCAGGCUGACACAUGCUCCUUAACUCCUAGAAGCACAAAUGAUCCAGGGUGCUGUGAUGGAUCCUUUCACCCAUAGUUAGUCGUCGGAUCCAAAAAUGGCAAAAAUUGGCAGGUCCAGCCACCUAUAAUCUAGUAUGUAUUCUCAGCUUUAUCUAAUACAAUGAAAGCUAGCAUCUGUUUGUUUGCAUUGGACAACACCUCCCAAAAAUAGUGUUAAGGUGCCAUACACAUUAGAUGAGUGUAAGCCAAACCUGAUGAUUUCGGCAGGACCGUCCUACUAUCUAAUGUGUUUGGUAGUGACCUAGUAUAAGGGCCAGAUAUGUUGGAUUUCAACAUGUCCAAAUCUAUGUUCUUAAGGGAGAUAAGUGAUGGCUACAAGUAUCUGAAAGCAACUGAUUCCCCUCUCCCUAUUGUGAAUUCAUGCACACUCAACUGACCUGCUGGCGCAUGUCAAUAGUGGGGUCAGGAGGCAUAACUGUGGGCUGAAGAAGCAUUCAGCCAGCCGCUAGCUAAAGUGUGUGGCCAGACUUAUUCUGAGACCAAACACUUAAUUUCUUUAAAAGUGCACUAAAGUGUAUCAGUGGUAUAAAGGCUACACUAAAAGGGUUUUCCUGGAUUUUUAUACUGAUCAGUGGGGGUCGGACACUUGGGACCCCUGCGGAUCAGCUGUUUGAGAAAGCAGUGACACCCCUGUGCAGCUUACCAAGUACUGCUCCGUAUAUAGUAUAGUGGCUAUGCUUGGUAUCACAGCUUCAGCCCCAUUCAAUUGAAUAGGGCUUAGCUGCUCCGGGGCCACAUUACACAUGAACGACAUAUGGCGUCACUCAGCCUAGGAAAAGCAGAGAGUAGGCCUCAGCGCUCACAGGAGAGCCACUGCCUUCUCAAACAGCUGAUCGUGGGGGUCCUGGGUGUCAGACCCCCACCAAUCAGAUACUGAUGACCUGUCCUGAGGAUUGGUCAUCAGUAAAAAUAAAUCUCGGAAAACCCUUUCAAUAAUCUGCGAACUGUGCAAUCACUGGGGCAAAUAAUCAUGUGUCCUAAAAUAUUUGAGAAUGUAUAUUUUCUUAGUUUUAUACUAAUUACAAUGAUUUUAUUAAAUGGCACAAUGUGGUGCAAAUGAAUUUCAAAUUGCUCAAAUUUACAAAAAUACUAAAAACUUUCCAAAAACCAUAUUGCAGAAUUGUGUAGUGUUGUACUGCGCUUGUACUCUACUAGAAACAUGGUGUAACUAUGGUUACUACACCUCUAUCAGUAGUUACCAAGAGAUAUUACAGAUCAUUAGAGAUGGGCAAAUUUUCAAAUUUGAUUCCGGUCCAAAUUGGGUUUCUAAUUUGCUUGUGGUCCAAAUAAAUUUGAACCCGAUCAAGGUGCUUCAAUAACCCUGAAAAAGCCUCUCUCUCGCUUUCUCUCUUUAUCUCUCUCUCUCUCUCUCCCUUUCUUUCUCGAUUCUCCCGAAUUGAAUCACACAACAUACAACAAAUUUGUUACAAUGAGAACCUUUUUGGAAAGUUUGAUCAGAUUUUAGAAUUUUAGAAUUGUUCCUGUCAUCUCUACAGAUCAUGAUAUGAUAUAUGGUCAGGGGGAAGGUCCAGGGGCUGAAAAGAGCUGACUAUGUUCAACUUUCUCACAGAUCAUGGAUCAUGAGUAGAGAGCGCAUGUAGAAGAUCUUCCCAGGGGAUGUUUGCAUUUGCCACUUUACUGAAUCAUAGUCCAGUUGCCCUGGGACUGCUGUUUAGGAACACUUUUAUUUCAGAACAGGAUAAGUACCUCAAAGGGUUUACAUAUACCUGUUAUGUUGGACCAUAUUGGAAAUAUGAUUAAUAUCACCUUAUUGGCAUUGGAUAUAGGGCUAGCUUAUAUUCUACCUAUCAACAUCAACGAUUUACAUAUGAUGUUCCUAAUACACUAGGGAAGGAUAUGGUGGUCCUUUUCUAUCUCUUUCUCCCAGAUACAUACUUGUAAUAUUGGCUUCCUGUUGCUGCCAUUAGGCACAGAAUUUGUAUAAAGCUCCAAUUUAGAUCAGUAGGUAUAGUAAAGUACUAUAUGUGGCUUGUCCCUUGGCGGUGGUAACAGGCAGGCAAGUUUUUACAAGUAUCUGGGUGAAGAAAUAGGGGAACAGUGUUGAUUUCUAAUAAUACAGAGCUAUACUAUUGUCUUAGAAAGCAUGUUUGUCUUGGUCAUUUCUAAUGGCAUCCCUUACAAGAGCCAGCUGAGCAAGCAAUUAGUGGGAACGAAUUGUUAGUUUCUGAUAAUUGCCUGCUCAUUACAGGAGGUGAGAUUUUGUAUGUUACAUUUGUAUGCAGAAAUAAUCUCCUCUGUAUAGAGACGAGCAAUUGCUACUGUGAUUGCGUAUCCCUAUAAAAAAAAUCAUAAUUUCUGGGCACCAGAUCUUCCCAUUUAAACAGGGAUCUGCUGACCGGGAACAAUGAUUUUUUAUAGGAAUAAUGACUUUGGUGUUCGCAUCAAUGAUGCAUUCAGCUGAUGCUCGUUCAUUGGGUGAUCUGCGACACCUUUACACAGGGCAGUUAUCGGAAAUGAGCAUUCCUUGGAAGACUCCUUACUGAUACUUUCCCCGAUUGUGAGCCCAUGUAAAGGGUCCUUUAGAUGAGACAGCAAUGAUGCCUAUACCCAGCCUAAUUAUUUUCUUCAUUGGCUCCUGGUCUCAUUUUUCAAAAUUGUCUAAAACUAAUUUUAACAAUCUUUGCUGCCCACAUAUAGUAACCAAUCAGGUCUCAGAUUUCAUUUCUUAAAAAGCUCCAGUAAGAUUAAAACCACACUUGCCAACAUUUGAAAAACUGCUUACGGGAGAUUGAUGAGUGUGCCGGACUGCAAUUUUUUCCUGAUGAACAAGAUCCCUUUUGUGCCAAACAUCACCGCGCCCUGUGUAGAGUGUUUGACUCAUUUUGUGCAUCACUCCUUUGCACAACUCUCUGCCCCCCUCAUUGUACCUUGGGCACCAGGACUACAUCUAAUGAUGCAGAAUCCUGACUCCACAUAUGUUUACAGUACACAAGGGGAUGUUUUUUUUUUUUGUUUUUGUUUUUUAAGAAAGCAUUUAAUGAUGUGCUUAGAUUUGAUUACUCAUCCAGGAGGAUCCUCCUUAUUCUGGGAAAAUUCUGGAUGUUCCGAGAGAGUUUAGAAGUGAAAUUUAGAUUUCUCCUUGAUUGGUUGCACAGUGGCAACAAGGACCAUUUUUUUUGUCUGCACAGUUUUAAUCAAUCUACUCCUCUGGUCAAAGGCUGUUUAGAUGGCCCUUUGAGUAGAUGUUCUAAUGGCACCUGGUGGGCGGUCAAGAGCCUGGCUGCGGUUUGGCCAUAAACCUACUAUACUGCGCGACCAUUACCAAUAAGUAAAUGACUGACAAUCAGGAUUGUAUGGCCACUCAACAACAUCUUGUCUGCUCCCCGGCCACCAUGUCUGGUUCAACCCUUAGAUACACCCUGGGCCUAUCAUUGUUUUGUAUACUGUUACAGUAUACUGUAGAAGAAAAGGAAUUCUUCUUUCAUCAUUUCAAAUUUUAAAGCGAUUAUUCCCUGUAAGGAAAACAUGAAAGACCAAAAUUGUGAUAAAUGUUGUUCUUGACUGAGCUAUUACUCAUAUAAGUGCAACCCUCUGUGGAGUUAAUUCUGCUUUGAAGUGAAACUGAAAUAUCAGAACCAAUAUAGGCCUGAACUAAAAAGAAACUAAUUAUUGUUUUUACAGUAAUAUUUUAUUGUGUGCUGUAACAGCCUGUAACCAGCAGAUCUCAUAGGAGGUGAUUCAUUAAGCUGUGUUACCUGGUAAUGUUUCCUUUUGGGUCAUAACAAAAGGUAGGAAAGGGAAUUCAGUCUUUAUUUCAUGUAAGGAUUCCCCACAGCAUUGAAGUCCUUCCAUUCCAAAAGGAUUUUUUUGCAUCUUUUUAUUGUAAUUUUUAUUUAACUAGGCCAAAAAGGGAAAAGCAAACUGUAAGUGGUUGCAAACGUGCAAAAUAUGGGUUAUUCCCAUGCAAUCAGUAUAAGAUGUUAUUUAAUAUCAUGACCUUACUUUUGUUGGCUUGAGUGCUUUGAUUAUUUUUUUUUUAUUACAUCUAAAUAUUUUACAGGGCAAACAUUUAGCCUUUUUAUUUGUAAAAUGACUUUACGUAUUUAUGAGACAUCAUGCAAAACUUUUUAUUGUUACUGAAAAACAAACUGCUGUAAUUGCAAAUGCUGUGCACAUUUAAUAAAUAAAGUGAUUUUUUUAUUUAAACCAUA